AGUGCACAACUUUUCAAUUUUAUUAAGGCAACAAAUUUUUACCAAACAAAAAUUCGUAGUCAUACUUUAGUUAUUUUAACUUUUAACAACAUGGACGUGAUAACGAAAGCACAAGAGCCAGCACCAGAGGAGGCAAUAGCAGAUGUUAAAGCAACAUUAACAUAUAAUAUAAUCCCAACGAACUCAAUCGCGAUUGCGGAGGAGACGACGCAGGACGCCGAAUCAAACUAUUUCGAUGAUUUGAAAAUAUAUUAUACAAGUCUAUCGGCACUGCAUAUCGAUAGCUCCUUGAGCGACACUAGUUUGGAAUUGUUCUACAAAUCGAGCAUUACAUCGCAUGCAGAGUCGGCGGAGAUAGAGGUUGACUUGUGGCGCCUGCCGCUGGAGGAGAGGCAAUGGCCAAAGGCGUCGCGCACAAUGCAGUACAAGGAGUUCAUAGAUCGCUUGAUCGCAGAGCUGUGCGGGAAUAGAUGCACCAGGCGCAGCCUCAUUGUGCAAUGCAUUGAGAUGCGUUUCCAGCAAUUUCUGCUCACGGUCUUGUCGUCGUUUUUCUGGCAGCAGUCGCUCAUUCAGCUGCCAGUGACGAUAACGCGACGUGGCUUGCUCAAGGCCGUCAAUUGGCUAACGCAGCCCAUAAAGCAAAUUACGCCCAAGGAGCUGGUGGAGCUCUUUGCUGUCGCCGUGUUGUGCGAAAUUGAUGAGCUCAAGGUUCAAUGCUGGCAAUGCUUCGCCGAAAUGAUUAAGAAGCGAAAUUGUGGCGCUGCCAUUUACAUGUACUCCAGGCGCAUGGGCGUGGCAGUGGAGCGUUGCCUCAUCUAUAUGGUGGGCGUGACACUUAUGCCCUUUGUGGCAAGUCGUGAGUUUCGGCGCUUGGAUUUCAAUCUCAUCAAGCGUUUGCUUGCAUCCAGCACUCUGACUGUGAAUACAGAAAUUGAGGUAUUCUAUGCAGUCAUUUAUUGGUUAGACGGCGAUUGGACUAAACGCCAACACGUUGCGCAUUUUCUUAUGAAACAAGUGCAUUUGGAAAAAUUGCCUCUAGUCUUUUUAAUUUCAAUACCUUUUCGCAAAGACGGCCCCGAAGCGCUUUACUAUUUCUCUCAAUCCAAGCGCAUGUUCAAUCGAUGUCUGUCAAGCGUUCAAGCCGGCAUGCAGCGAGAGUAUAAGCGCGGCUGGAUUUAUGAUCCAAAUUGUAGCUAUCAUUGCAGCGAAGCUGCUCAUAGCAGACAGCAGUUUGUUACUUAUAGAGAAUUCAUAAAUUAUUUAAAAUAUUUGCAAACGCAAGGUAAAAACUAUGGCAAGCUUAUUGAUGGGCAAAGACAAACUGAUGACUGACAAAAUUCUACGCAUAAUACGAUUUUUAACUACAUUUUAAUGCAAAACUUAAUGUUAAGCCAAUUAAAUGCUACUAUGUAUCGAUAGUAUCGAUAACUGACAAAGUAUAUGAGUUUUAAAUA
This is a messenger RNA of Drosophila busckii, 1454 nucleotides long. RefSeq lists its product as uncharacterized. NCBI's taxonomy places the organism in Eukaryota, Metazoa, Arthropoda, Insecta, Diptera, Drosophilidae. The transcript is spliced from 3 exons. The coding region runs from base 91 to 1332 and encodes 413 amino acids. The record is from RefSeq and is a predicted model, not a curated record.